Molecule: messenger RNA, 3374 nt
Organism: Merops nubicus (carmine bee-eater)
Lineage: Eukaryota; Metazoa; Chordata; Aves; Coraciiformes; Meropidae
Gene: KDM4B
Product: lysine (K)-specific demethylase 4B
Exons: 21
Coding region: 21-3314 (1097 amino acids)
Biological process (GO): chromatin remodeling
Cellular component (GO): nucleus
Molecular function (GO): histone H3K9 demethylase activity
Source: RefSeq, a predicted model, not a curated record
GCAGCCGCCGUCCCAGAGCCAUGGGGUCGGAGGCGCCCAGCCCGCAGAACCCCGGCUGUAAGAUCAUGACCUUCCGGCCCAGCAUGGAGGAGUUCCGCAACUUCGGCAAGUACGUGGCCUACAUGGAGUCGCAGGGCGCGCACCGCGCGGGCCUCGCCAAGGUGAUUCCUCCCAAGGAAUGGAAGCCACGGAAAACCUAUGAUGACAUAGAUGACAUGGUUAUUCCAGCUCCCAUUCAGCAGGUGGUUACUGGACAGUCAGGAUUAUUCACCCAGUAUAACAUACAGAAGAAACCUAUGACUGUGGGAGAAUAUCGACGCCUGGCUAAUAGUGAGAAGUACUGCACUCCACGCCAUCAAGAUUUUGAAGACUUGGAGCGCAAGUACUGGAAGAACCUCACAUUUGUCUCACCAAUUUAUGGGGCUGAUAUCAGUGGCUCCCUGUAUGAUGCAGAUGUGGAAGAAUGGAAUAUUGGCAAUCUGAACACACUGCUAGACAUGGUGGAACAUGAGUGUGGCAUUAUCAUAGAAGGUGUAAACACUCCCUACCUCUACUUUGGGAUGUGGAAGACAACAUUUGCUUGGCAUACAGAGGACAUGGAUCUCUACAGUAUCAACUACUUGCAUUUUGGGGAGCCAAAAUCCUGGUAUGCCAUACCUCCAGAACAUGGCAAGAGAUUGGAACGCCUGGCAAAAGGAUUUUUUCCAGGAAGCUCUCAGGGAUGUGAUGCUUUCCUGCGUCACAAGAUGACCCUCAUCUCCCCCUCCAUCCUGAAGAAGUAUGGCAUCCCUUUCGACAGGAUCACCCAGGAAGCUGGAGAGUUCAUGAUUACAUUUCCCUAUGGUUACCACGCUGGCUUCAAUCACGGCUUCAACUGUGCUGAGUCUACCAACUUUGCCACUUUGAGAUGGAUUGACUAUGGGAAAAUGGCAACCCAAUGCACUUGCCGCAAAGACAUGGUGAAGAUCUCCAUGGAUGUCUUUGUGAGGAUUCUGCAACCAGAACGUUAUGAUUUAUGGAAACAAGGCAAAGACAUUGCUGUCCUGGACCACAUGAAACCCACGGCUCUGACGAGCCCAGAACUGGAUGCCUGGAAUGAGACAAAGGCAGAGCUGAAGACUAAACUGCUUCGCAGGUCUCACAGGAAAAGGAGUCAACCCAGAAGACAUAAAACAGAGGAUCAGAAGUCUCUUGGGGAUGUCAUGGCUAUGGAAACUACCUUGGAAGAUGUGAAAGUAAAAGAGGAACUGAAGAGAGGGCCAGAUCUAGAGGAGGAGGAGAGAAGCAAAGUGAUGGAUGGAGAAGGUGACUGCAAAGGAAAGGCUCGUCCUCCGAAAGUGAAGGGGGAGAGGAAGAAGAAGCAUCUUUUCCAUCAGCACCAUCUGCAAGCCCCUCAACCUCCCCUGCAGCAGCAGCAGCCGGUGCUGCCACCCCCCCCUGCAGCCCAGCAGCAGCUGGCAGAGCACGAGGUGCCAGCACCACGGCCCUCAGCACCCUCAGCAGCACCCACCUCCUCCACAGCAGACAAGAGCUUGCCCCCGGCCCUCCUGAACAUCGUCCAGCCCUCGGAGGCACCAGCUGAGGAAGAUGACUUUAAACCCCGACCCAUCAUUCCCAUGCUCUACGUGGUUCCACAGACCAAAAAGGUGGUGUUUGACAAGGAGCACAUGUCCUGCCAGCAGGCCUUUGAGCAGUUUGCUGCCCAGAAGAGUCCAGGCUGGCGGGAGCAAACGGUGCCCGUGGCCAUCCCUGUGAAGGAGGAGAAUGCAGAAGCAGAAAACACUGAGAUUGCUCCAGAGGCUGCUUCUGCUUUUUCAAAAAUGAAGAUGGAGAUAAAAAAGAGUCGUCGUCACCCACUGGGGAAGCCACCAACCCGCUCCCCCUUGUCAGUGGUUAAACAGGAGACCUCGAGCGAUGAGGAAACAUUUCCAUUUUCUGGCGAGGAAGAUAUGAGUGACCCAGAAGCUUUGAAAUCCUUACUUUCCUUCCAGUGGAAGAACAGACCACAUAAUUUCCCAGCUGAAAGAAAAUUCAAUGCAGCUGCUGCCCUGAGUGAGCCAUACUGUGCUGUCUGUACCCUCUUCUACCCCUAUAACCAGUCCUUACAGAUGGAUAAAGAAGCUGUCCCAGUCUCUGUAGGGGAGACCACCUCUUUCAUCCACCUUUCCAAGUGUGGACAAAAGACCAAACCUCUGAUCCCGGAGAUGUGCUUUACCUCAAGUGGAGAAAACACAGAGCCUCUUCCUUCAAAUUCAUACAUUGGAGAGGAUGGAACCAGUCCCUUGAUAUCCUGUGCCAAAUGCUGCCUGCAGGUUCAUGCUAGCUGCUAUGGAAUACGUCCAGACUUGGUGAAUGAAGGUUGGUCUUGCUCACGGUGCUCCGCCAGCGCAUGGGCAGCGGAAUGUUGCCUGUGUAAUCUCAGGGGAGGAGCUCUUCAGAUGACCACUGAUGGGCGGUGGGUCCAUAUAAUCUGUGCUAUUGCUGUUCCCGAGGCUCGUUUCCUCAACGUGAUAGAGCGUCAUCCUGUGGACAUCACUGCUAUUCCAGAGCAGAGAUGGAAACUGAAAUGUGUCUACUGCCGGAAGCGGAUGAAGAAGGUGUCUGGUGCCUGCAUCCAGUGCUCGUAUGAGCACUGCUCCACCUCCUUCCACGUCACCUGCGCCCGCGCCGCCGGCGUGCCCAUGGAGCCAGACGACUGGCCCUACGUGGUGUCCAUCACCUGCUUCAAACACAAAGCAGCUAACCAGAAUAUUCCUUUUCGUCGUGAGGUGACCCUUGGACAGACUGUGAUCACAAAGAACAGGAAUGGACUCUACUACAGAUGUAAAGUGAUUGGAAUGACAACACAGACUUUCUAUGAAGUAAACUUUGAUGAUGGUUCCUACAGUGACAACGUUUACCCAGAAAGCAUUAUUAGCAGAGACUGCAUCCAGAUGGGCCCCCCUCCGGAGGGCGAGCUGGUUCAACUGCAGUGGACAGAUGGAAUCAUCUAUAAGGCCAAGUUUAUUGCAGCCCAGAUCAGUCACAUUUACCAGGUCGAGUUUGAAGAUGGUUCUCAGCUCAUGGUAAAGCGUGGUGAUAUUUAUACCUUGGAGGAGGAACUUCCCAAGAGAGUCAAGUCUCGCCUGUCCCUCAGCACUGGGGCCCCUCAGGAAGAUGUUUUUUUGGGAGAUGAAGCGAGACCAGCCAAGCGUCCCCGGCUGGGGAAUUCCAGGAACCCCAAAGAAUACGGACAGAGCCCAGAUUAUUUGGCCUUUAUGGAGAGCCUCUUGCAGACACAGUACCAGCCUGGAGCUCGGAGCAACAUGUUUUAACCAGGAGGAAUUUAAAAAUAUUAAAUUAACUCUUUUCAAGCCUACGGGGGAAAAAAAGAA